AUCGUACAAUAGGCUUGGUAGUGUGAAUAACUCCAUGUUCAUUGGAUUAUCAUCACUGGAAGAACUUAUUUUCUCCCACAAUCAGAUAUCAACCAUUUCACAAGCGACCUUUGACCGCCUCACCAUGCUCAGGAGACUUGAGUUUGCAUCAGAGUAUCUGGUCUGUGACUGUAAGUUGGACUGGAUUGUGAAAUGGAAACGCACUCGAACCCCAAAGGUCAAAAUCUCCGACAGUACGACCUGCGCAGUGCCAGAGUCUCUCGCCGGUCGCCAGGUCAGCAGUUUGAAGAAAGCCCAGCUCAACUGUGACUUUCCCCUGCAGAUGUCCCGCUUUGAGAUCCGUCCCAGCAGUGACCAGGUGGUCUUCAAGGGGGAUCCCAUAUCACUGGAAUGCAUUGCGUCUUACCUGGAUGAGACCCAGCAGAUGGUGUGGCUAAGGAACAAGCAGGUCCUAGAGAACAAUGCCUCGGCUGGGAUCAGCAUUGAAACCCACACCAUGGAAGACCAGGCUCUCAUGACAAGCACUCUGACAAUUCAACAGAUAACCCAAAGCACCGGUCUGUGGAAGAUGGAGUGCCAAGUGAUGACUGGUAGUGGGCGUGGCAAAAAGAAUGUUAUGAUGGAUCUGUAUGUGUUUGGCCACAUCAAUCAGUCUCACAACUGCCAGGAAGAAAUCACAACUAAUAACAAAGGUACCUUUCAGUGGCAGGCGACCAUCCCUGAUAUGACGGCAGAGGUGCCCUGCCCGUAUGGAGGAGGUCUUCACUUCACUGGUGGUGAUCCCUCAAGGGCCAAAGGAAGACGUACCUGCUUAGAAGGGGGCCAGUGGCAGACCCCUCAGACGGAUCUCUGCGAUUACGCGGAUGAGGUCACCCGCAUGCUGGAGAAAAUGGCAAUGUCAUCAUAUAGAAAUGCUACAGUGGCACUUAAAUCAGCUAGAAGGGUAGAGGUUCUCACGGCAGAUGCUCAUACUUUCUCUGACAAACUGAACGUGGUCUUUGUGGCCAGAUUCAUUGAAAAGAUUCAUCAGUUAACAACAACAGAUCUUGGUCAAACUAUGAUAAACAUUGCAAGCAAUCUGAUGGAGGUCAAUUCUACUCUGCUUGCUCAAAGUCAGAUACUAGAUAGUUCUUGCUCAAAAGUGAUAGCUGCCUUAGAGUACUUUGCCAGUAACAUCCUGAGGCAUGGUCAUGGGAUAGAAGUCGAGCACUAUGCACCCAACAUUGCAGUACGUGCCAUCAAACUCCCAACAACCAAUAGUUUCAGCGGGAUGCUGUGUGCGGCCAUUGUCCCGGGACCAGGCCAGCUCGAAGACUUCUCCCGACAGAACGUCAAGUGCCACAUGAGUAACAUCACUUCGGCACAGUUAGAUGUAACAAAAGGGCCUAUCGAAGCAUCCAUCCAGCUCCCUCCAACCAUCUUCCAAGGUCUGACCCAAGGUCAAAGGUCAGCAGCAGGUCAGACGUCUUCACGACCUGGUGUGGUCCUUCAGUUCUUUGUCUACAAGAAUGGUAGAUUGUUCCCUUCCUUGAAGCCAGGAGCGCAGGGUCAGAUGGUCAUGUCAGAGAGAGCAGUCACUUCUAUGGUGGUCGCCAGUAAAAUAGAGAAUUACAAUGUGGUCAAUCUGACUGACCCUGUCACAUUGACCUUUCAACCUACGAACCUAGGUCACAGUGAGGCACCAGUCUAUUGGGAUGUUACAUCUGAAGGUACUCAUGGAGAAUGGAAAUCAGAUGGAUGUAAGAUUGUAAUGAAAACAGAUAAUAUGACAACAGUACAGUGCAGUCAUCUAACCAACUUUGGCAUUCUUAAGGAUUUUAGUGAUCCAGAAGGUCAGUAUAUUGGUGGUUUCUGGCCAGCGUCUGCUCUUCAUCCUGCUAUAUACAUCGGUAGUUUCAUCCUUCUUGUUCUUCUCUUCCUCACACUCCUCACCUAUGUCUGCUUUCACAGCAACAUCCGUAUGAAACGCAAGUGUCGUCACUCCCUGAUCAACAUCUGCCUGGCCGUCAUGUUCCUAGUAGUCUUCUUCACCGGGGGUAUCAGGUGGACAGAACCUGUGCUGCUAUGUCAGAUCGUUGGGGUAGGACUUCACUACUUUAGCAUCUGCACCCUUCUGUGGAUGGUGAUCCAGGCCAAUAACUUACGCAAGGCCCUGGUGAGGCGCAACAGACCUCCUCUGCCGCCGGGAGAGAGCCCCCCUCCUCCUAGGCCCAUCCUCAGAUUCUACUUUGUUGGUUGGGGCAUUCCUAUGAUUGUAGUGGGCAUUACAGUCGCUGCAUCUCCAGACAUCUAUGGUGGCUCUGAAAUUUGCUGGAUUGCAGAUUUUACAGUGAGCCUGGCAGCCUUCUUUGGCAUAGCAGCAGCCAUGGUUAGCCUCACUUGUGCCAUGUUUGUCUGGGCUUCUAUGCACGUCAACAGGGCGCCCUCUAUGGCCCAGCUGCAAGCCUACGAGCUUCGAGACCAGAACCCCGAUCACAAGGACCUACCAAACCACCGUGGAGAGAAUGGAAUGGACAGACAGACCGGUACGGACAACGAGUCGGUCGUUACGCAUCGUACAGGAAUCUCUGGAAUGUCCAGUGUCAUGGAUUCUGAGUACACUUUUGCCAAGCAGAUUACUGCAGCUGUGCUGAUGCUGCUAGGAUUCGUCGGGACCUGGACCUUUGGAGCUCUAGCCGUCACCCAAGCAGACUUCCUUGGCAUGAUUUUUUGCUAUCUUUACGCUGGUACUGCUGUAGCACUGGGCCUGUUCAUCUUUGUUUACAAUUGUGGAAUGCGUAGUGAUGUCAAGUACAACUGGAAGAAGACGUGUGGUUGCACGCAAAAGGAUCGGUAUACGGUUGCAGUGACGUCUGGUCAAACCAACCAGAGUAGUAAUAAUGGCCAUGUGGUACAGAGGAGACAAUCGGCAAGCAGUGUGGAUUCUAACGCAACAAACAAGUCCAAUAACACCAAUCACUCGUAUCCGUCGGUAGUGUCAGGGUCACGAAAGACAUCAAAGUGUAACUAUGUACCGUCUCAUACAAACACAGGCACUGAUGCCUCAAUAGACAGUAGCACGCAGGACAAUGCAGGGCGCGUGCAUAACUAUGACAAGCACCGAAGUAACGGUUAUGCCCAGCGUUACCACAAGCAGGUGCGUAGCCGUAGUAAGAACCACAAACAUUCUCGUUACUCGCAGGUUUCGCGGGAUGGCCAGGAAGGGAUAGCCGUUCCGCCACCCAUGGUGCCCAUGUUACCCAAUGGGGCGGGACGGACGGGCAGCAACUCCAGUUUCCCAAUCACCCACAUGCAUCAGGUUGACACCAACCAUCAAAGCCCUGCUAGCAGCAACUCUUAUCUACCUCAGCAUAUGCAUUACAUGGGGAGCCAGCCUCGUAUGGUGCCGCUUACUCAAGAACUGCACAGUAGCCAUUCCGGGUUGGGAUUGCACGCCCAGCCUGAGGCUCUCUGUACCACGCAAUCCUGGGAUGCCCUCAGGGAGAACUCGCUGCCUCGUAGCACUGCAUCCAGCGAGCGUUAUGUAAGAGACAGGACAGGGUUUGUGCAGCCGGUCCGGCAACAUUACAUAGACUGCCCGCAUGAUGGCAGCAUGCCGCGGGCAAUGUCUGGUAAGAAGCAGUCGCGGGAAGAACUACGCAAAGGCUCUGCCUCAAAGAAUUCUUCCCGGGAUCACCUACCCCGACAUGAGGACAUUGCGGAAUACCCUAUUGUUGAGAUGAAUCCUCUUUUAGAAAGAACUCAUAGACCGAGUAUUGGAAAUCCCCCAACGUAUGAAGAGGUGCUCCCUGAAAGCCAGGCUCUGAUUGGAGGAAACAUGCGAAUGGAGGCGGAGCAUGUUAAUGGUAGCGAAUCAGACCACAGUCGAGUUCUGACUUCAAAAGAUUACCAGAUGUCACAAAAUGGUCUCAGUGGAGACAAGAGAGAAACUAGUGUUUGAGUUAUUUGUUUAAAAAUCUUCUUGUAUUCAUUGUAUUUUAUACAUGUUGUCUUAUGAUGUUGAGUAGAUUACAUGCUGAGAAGUGUUCAUGUGUUUAUUUCAAUAGCACUGGCUUGCAAUGUUUUCACCUUAUAUUUUGGCUGAAAUGAUGUGGGGAGGUUCCAAGAACCUGUCUGUUCAGAAUUUGUUUAUUAGUCUUGACAGAUAUAUGAUGUAAUUCAGAUUUUAUAUUAGUCAUGAUCAGUGCCAAGCCCGUAGUAUUUACCCAUACUGUAUAUUUUUACAAAUGGGCAAAGAUCUUGUUUCAACCUGUUUGUAUUCAAUACACAUUUCCAUUGGGGGUACUGAUAGUUAGCUGUGGAAUGUAAUGUGUUACAUUACCUUAUGCCCUUGCUAGCAUGUAUUUGCUUUAAUCUGUUCUGCCUCUUACAUCUUAAGCCAUCCUGCCCCCAAAACAAUGGAGUAUGCUUUUCUUUAUUCACAUACUUAAAUACAAAAUGAUCAAUGUGAACUUUGAUUUACUAGCAAGCAUAAAGUACUUGUAUUUAUUUAGUGAAUGCAUGGUCAUUUGCAAGUCAAUUCACCUCUUCAUCAAGAAUGACCAAAUGUGAAGUAAAUGCUGAUUUUACAUUUUUUGUAGGAAGCUUUUGAAGAAAAAAUAUUUUGAAACUAAAGAAAAAUACAAUCAUGUGUACAUUAAACAAUUAGCUACUUAUUUUCAUGUAAAUGAACUUCCAAAGGCAUAACAUGUCAAAUCAUGUAUUCAUAAUAGUUUUAGAUAAUUGAUAGAAAUAUGAAAGCAUUUAAUCCUUUAAUAGUUGCAACUAAUGGGACACACUUCCCAGUUUUAAAUCUCUUAUUUUCUUUUUGCCAAUUUGCUGUGCAAUGUUUUUUAAAACCAGUUUUCAUAGACCAAAAAAAAAUGAGUCAAGAUCUUUUAUCUGUAUCAUGCCAGCCUAAAUUAAUAUACACGUAGUACUAAAUCAUGUUCCAAAUUAUGUUUUACUAUCUUGUUUUCCUAUAUCAUGUGUAAUUGCUAAAAGUUUACUUCAGUACUUUUGCACAGUAGUUUAUGCCUAAAUGUAUUCAUUACAAACAAGUACUAUUCAUAUUUUUCCUUGUGAACUCUGCCGAGUAGGUGAAUUUGUUCAUGUAAACAAGAAAUGGUUCAUUGCACUAUUCAUGCUUUAUAUAUGUCAUCCAAAAUGACAAAAGGUUAAGUAAAGGGAUCUUGGUGUGCCUCUCUUGAACUAAGUCAAUCAAUCACUCAGAUAUUUGCAAAGUUAAUUGUUUUAGUAAGUGCAAAAUAUAUGUGAUUGGAUCUCAUCAUUUAUCAUGUUAUCAUGUUUUUUUUGUAUUGCUUUACUUA
Lytechinus pictus (painted urchin) is the source of this 5309-nucleotide messenger RNA. Its product is annotated as adhesion G protein-coupled receptor A3-like. The record is from RefSeq and is a predicted model, not a curated record. Bases 35 to 3940 code for a protein of 1301 amino acids. The transcript is spliced from 16 exons. Gene Ontology annotation, biological process: G protein-coupled receptor signaling pathway; cell surface receptor signaling pathway. Gene Ontology annotation, cellular component: plasma membrane. NCBI's taxonomy places the organism in Eukaryota, Metazoa, Echinodermata, Echinoidea, Temnopleuroida, Toxopneustidae. Gene Ontology annotation, molecular function: G protein-coupled receptor activity.